Molecule: messenger RNA, 9537 nt
Organism: Sus scrofa (pig)
Lineage: Eukaryota; Metazoa; Chordata; Mammalia; Artiodactyla; Suidae
Gene: ANGPT2
Product: angiopoietin 2
Biological process (GO): blood coagulation
Source: RefSeq, a predicted model, not a curated record
ACAGAUGCCAGGAACUAAGUAUCUUAAUAUUGCUAUAAAUGUCCUCUCUUCACAGGCUUUGUACAGCUUACUUCCUUUCAUUUUUUUCUUUUGUAUCAGUCUCUCUUUGAAUUUAGACCCUUUCCUUAAAAUGAAACACUUUGGGAAGUAGAGUUCAUUACUAAUGGACUACCAAAGAAAUUGUUCGAGAUAGGGGUUAAGUGAAAAAGUGGAGCAUAUACAUAGGAGAUUAUUAGGAAAGACUUAAAACAUUGGUAGACACCAUACUUAGAUUCAUGAAGGGACAAGAGGGGCAGGGGCUAUUUUUAGACACUUGGAUGCAAAUAGCACUUUUAUGCAUAACCAUUUAUUAUACUUAUAAUUCUUCCAAAACUACAUAUGAUUAUUUAAAAGUGACUUUUAGUGCAUAUGACUCCAUAGCCAAGCCAAAUUUCCCACAGGAAGAUUUUUUUAUAUCAUGUUGGUUAGACCAACAGGAAUACCAAAAGUGGGUCAUGUGCUUUUAUUUUAUUUUUUUUACAUCCUGACAUGAGCAAUUUUAUUUAUGUUAACCUAUAACCAAGAGAGAUAAUAUAUCUUAAUGGAAAUAACAUGCAUGACAUUUUUAUCUCUUAUUUUAAAAGUUUUCUCAAUAAUUAAGAUAAAAAUUUUAUAAAUUUAGAUUCAGCAAAGAGGAAUCUAGAUGGCCUAAGGCCAUCUGGGAAGAAUUUCGAUGGUCCUCUAGUAGAAUGGUUAUGUCAAAGAACCUAGACACGUUUGUCACAAGCGACAGGAUCUGAGUUCUCUACUACUGUGCUGAUACGAGUUUAGGAACAUAUAAUAUAAUAUAAUAUAAGCCCACUUCAGAAUCUCUAAUGACUAACACAGCAGUGUUAGUCAAAGGAAAGCUCUUAAUGAUUUUUUCAUUGGUCAUGGGCAAAGCAGUAAUCAUUGACAUCAAUCUACCGAAAGAGAAUGUUUAGCAUUUUUUUUUCCUUUCUGUGUACGGGCAGAAAACAGGACACAGAAUUACUGGCAAAAAUAUUAUCAGGCAAAUGCACUCAUCUAUUGUUUUAGAAUUUCAUCCACUGCCUUUUUAAAGUUAUGAUUUGUAUUUUGGCCUUUUAGGCAUUUUUUGAUGGAAAGAUAAAAUAUUUCAUGAAAAUACUGGAGGAUGAAAAUAUUUAAAAAUCAAACAGCAUUUGAGAUAACUUCAUGUAACAAGAGAAUUAUAUAAAUGAAAAUAUUCGUAAAAAUUCAGGGAAUUCAUGAUGAAAUAUUAGAGAAAAAUAGUUACUUGGCUAUUGCCCAAGUUUCUAGUAAAUAAAAAGCUUUUUCUUUUCAGAGUCCUUAAGGUUACAUAUUACAUACAGUGUGGUUUUACAAAAUAAACUUUCUUGAGCAGAUGCUGUGCUGGUUUAUGGCAGUACAAACUAAAAGAUUCAGGAAUCUUUUAAGUCUCCUUAAAAAAAAAAACUGUCCUCUGGAAAUGUCUUUCAGACAUAAUGUCACAGUAAAUAAGUUAGAAUGAAUGAGUAUUUGGUACUUCUUAAUUGAACUAACCUAAAUAAGGGUGACAACCAAUAAUGUAAAGAAGAAUGAAAAAUAAAGAUUUUCUGAGUAUAACUCUGAUGCUUCCCUCACUACUAACCCUCUAACAAAUAGAUCUCUACCGCUCCCUGUCAAACAGAAGUUACACAGCUGUGAGAAGGAAGAUAACUGCCUCAGAUAAGGCCGAUGCAAUCUAGGCUCUGCCCUUUAAUGCCUGGCACUUACUCUAUCUGCUCUGAGAAUGAAAACACGGGGGCACUGCAGGGGAAAUGGCUGUUUCCCAGGAAAGGAAAUUGCCUGAAAACACAUCUGGCAAAGGCUUUUUCUCCUCUGGCGAGCAGACACUCAUUUUAACAAAAUAUAUGUUUCCUCACCUUCUACAAAAGUGAAUUCUAUGGAGCCACUGCCCCAUUCUAAGUGGAUGAAGUUUUUCUGUAAAUAGAAUGGGCCCGCUAUUUUAUGACAAACAUUAUAAUAUAUUUAAUUGCAGCUAGGACAGGAAAUUGGGCUAAACUAGGCAUCAGACUUCAUUUCAGAAACUGUAUAUUCUCAAGGAACAUCAUAGUCCUCAAGUCAUCUACAGUGGAUGAAAUUAAUGAAGCAAAGAAAGGAGAAAAAAAAAUCAUUAACCCUAGGAAAUAAAGUUAGCAAAGAUGGAAAUAGAAAGUGUAACUGAUGCCAUCAGACAAGAGGCUGGAUUUCUAGAGAUGCCAUCCUCAGUAAGUACAAUUUCAUUUUGAAUCUGUCCUGAUGUGUACACUUCUGAGCUCACUUUUUCCACCUACAGAUGCCACUGGUCCACAAUGCCACUGAAGCAGGCACUGGCAGCCUAGGGUGACUGGGCAGGCCUAAGACCAAUUCCAGGGAUCUGCUUGAUGUAAUGGAGAAAGACAUCAGUGAAUGCCGGGGACUGGCCAUGGGGGAGGGGCACGGCUGGGGGGACAGGCCUCCAAGUGCACCUGAGGGGCUUCCGUGUGUUUUCUGAUCAGCUUUGGGUUUCUCAAAGCGGGCAUAUGUCACAUACGCUCACUGUUCAGGGAGUGGUCUCCCCUCCCAGGGUCAGCUGGUCCACUCUCAUUCCUUCCUUUGUCCCACCAUGUAACUGUCCCCUUACAUACUGAGUAUUAAGCUGGCUCCCUGGACAAGCUCAGAGGUCAUGCAGGCCUCUCUGAAGUCCUGUUUGGCUGACCCCUGCUGGGAGCUACCCUGCUUUGCACUGAUGUAAAGUUGGCUUCAUGUUCUGGUUUCCAGCUCCAGAGACACUGUUCACACAGAGUGAGUAUCUGAGAGCCACACAGGUUGCUCUGGGUGACCGGGGGCCUCUGGAGGUUGGGGUCAAGCAGAUCCCAUGAUCCAGACAGCAGUAGGCCUUACACUGACGAGGACCUUUGUUUCUGGCAGGGCCAGGGAGCCACGGCCAACAGGAGAUUCUUAGGCUUGCCCACACCUCAAGCCUUUUCUGCCCAAUAGAACGCUGAAGCUGCCAGGCCUUCACCAUGGUUCUUCGGGAUGCGGGAUGCUGACCUCUUCCUUUCAGGAAAACUAAGGACACGUCGUCUUUUUGGUGCAUUAAAUGAGGAAUUACUUCAGAACAUGAGAUGGCUCUACAAUGGAUAAAUGGGAGCCUCAGAAACUUCAGCUGAUGACAUAUAGUAUGGGGGAGAAAACAAACAUUAUUAAGAAAAUAAAUAGCACCAUGCACAGCUGUUCAGCAGAGCUGGUAGGACAAACAAACAAACAAAAAAAAGUGGUUGGCCAGGAAGGCAGCUUUUGGGAAGGCUGUAAUAAUAUUUCUCGUUUUAUAGCUCCAUCUGCCUUUAGCGACCCUGUCGGCAAGUUGUUGAAGGAACUCAAGAUCCUCUUUGAAAAGGAACAGCUCUGAGAGCCCCCAGCCCGGGGGCUAGUUAACCUGGGGCAAGGCUAGUUAACCUGGGGCCCCCAGCCCGGGUGGGUAGAAGGAGCCGCUGCAUUGUGGGUUGUUUACUAAACAAGAAACCACAGAGUGUGUGUUGUACCCAGGGGGAAGUCUUCCCGCCUUUUCCUUCAUGCCCACCCCCCACCCCCAGCUCUGCCCCUUUCUUGGGUCUCCUGCUGGUUCUCCCCUGUUGGCCACAGGGGACUGGCACAUCCUCUCUGCUUCCUCCGUGACCAGCCAUUUGGGCCCAGCGUGCAGCCCUGACUACAGAUGACGUGGGCUCCCAUGGGGACCCGGCCCAAGGCUGGCCCUGCACGAGUGGGAUGCUUCACGCCCACGGGGUCCGCUCCCUGGUGCACUGUCCUCAUCUUGUAUCUCAUAUCCAGUUUCAAAGGGCAGUUGCCUCUUGGCCAAAUGUUCCUGUCCCUUUCCCAAGUCCCUUUUCCUUGGCCUGUCUCGCCUCCCAACUCUCUGAGAAGCCUAGUGGUACUCUGAGGCAUGGAGAUUUCCCUGUUUACACUGGCUGUGCUCUGAGAAUGGCCUUGGAGACCACGUCACACCCCCUGGUGACUCCCCUCAGGUCAGCAGACUACAGCUCGUGGUCCCUUUGGAAUGGCCAGUGAGCUAAGAGCAGUUUUCACAUUUUCAAAAGGUUGAAAAAAAUCCAGAGAAUUUUUCAUGUUGUGAAAAUUAUAAUAAAUGCAGAUCUCAGUGUCCAGGAAUAAAGCUCUGUGGGAACACGGUCACCUCCCAUUGUUUGUGGGUUGUCAACGGCUGCUGUCAUACUGGAUGGCCAGGGGAGAAGUCGUGACAGAGACCACAUGGCCCACAAACCUGAAACAUUUACUAUCCGACACUUGACAGGGCAGGUUUGCCAAGCCCAGCCUCACGAAAGCCUCUGCCACCCCUCCGGUAGUAAUUCCCACUUAGGUGCCUACAGAGAGCGGCUCACUGUUCCUGCUGACCUUGUGUGGUUGUAUAAGGAAGCCUCCACGCUGUCUGCCUGUGGGACCGGCCCCCUGGAACCGUCCUCCCUCUGCGUUCCCAGCCACGUCCUCUCCCCACUUCCCACUUGCCUAGGGGUCUCCCCACACCCUCUAUUCGCUUCUUUACGUCUGACACCCUGUCCAGCUCCUGGGAGCCAGCUGGCGGGAAGGGCUUGUGGUACAUGCACUUCCUGUGGCUUCUUUUUAAACCACCAUAUUUGGCUGGAAGGCAGAGGGGUGAUUUUUAAAACCACACACGCAAUAUUAAUACCUUAUAAUAUGUGCUUUCAAACGAGGAAGAAACUUAGAAGAAAUGUGACUGUCGUGUUCCUGCUUCACAUUCACCCAGAGUACAACAGUUGUAACAUCUGAUGGUGCAAGAGCUAAUUCCCAUUUAAUGGAAGUGCUGAUAAAGGAAGUGAUAGUCCUAAAUAACAUGCAUUAUUCCAUAUCAUUUAAAUUCUAAAAGUGCUACAGAGAAAGAGUCAUCUCAUUCCACAAGUAGGGAAACGCAGACUUAGAGAAGUUAAACAUUUGCUUCAGACCUCAGUGAAUCAGGGUUCUAACACUGGCCCUGUCUUCCCUCUAUGGUCAGUGGUCCAAGUAAGGUGUAUUUAAUUUGCUCCUGUGGUGGAAAGCAUGUACCAGAAUUGAGAUCUAGCUUUCCUUGAGCCAUGGAGCCCUUCGAUAGCCAGGGGAAGUCUAUGAACCCUUUAUCGGAAAUGGGCUGUUUUAUUCAGACAUUAAAUAACAGGAUCUUGGGGGCAGAUUACGUAAAAAUGUAGUGCUGAGUGCAGUAACAGCUUGACUUAUCAUGACAAAAAUAUGUGAUGCCUAUUGGUGGCCAGAGAUAUUGACCAGGGUUGCUUGUGACCUACUCAUAGCUAAAAGCAAGGCUAUAUUUUCAGUUAGACUUUGGUGAAAAAGACAUCUUUUUCUGUCAAGGCUCACAGACCCCACGAAUUCUGUCUGUGGACCUCAGACAGGUCCCUGCUCUGGGGGUAACCUGGGAGCCAGUCCUUGCAUGAGAGGGACCUUUAUAAAGGUUUAACUAGGUCUCUUGAAACAGAAUUCCCUAUACAAAUCUCAUAGUCAUCCAAGAAUGAAAACCCUAAAAAUCUUCUGAAAUCUGGCCUUGCAUGAUUGGACUGCCCGACACUGGCUUUACGGGUAGAUGAGGUCUGUCAGGUCAGUGCUGGACGGGCCUGGAGGCAAAUCUCAGGCAACGAGGUGUGAAAAGACCAUGCCAGGCUCCAUGUUCCCUUGUGCACUCUGGCUGGUGAGUGAGCCAACUGUCAGUCUCUGAAGUGCUAAGUUUUAGCUCCAGGAAGGAAGGAACACAGAGGGUUUACGGAGCCACAGAAUUGAAACAGAAGAAUCUUGGGAGUUAAUGCAACCUCUGAAUUUUACAGAUGAGGAUUUAGAGCUUAAUUAAAAAGGAGUGAUUUGCCUUCGACCCUAACUGUGGCUGAUUUAAUUGAUCCUGGAUAGUAUGUUACAAAAUGAUGGGAUUUGAGCAAACCCUGACCUAAUAAAGGAGAAGCUUAUGUAUGCCUCUCUCACCCUCCUCUUAUUUAAACUGUGAUUUCUCUAUGUAUUAUAAUUUAGAGGGCCAUUAAUCAGUCCAGCAUAUUUUAAAUUUACUUUGAAUACUGAAGUGGAUAUUUUGUUUAAAAGAUUAAAUGUCAGAGCUCAAAAACUUGAUUUUCCUAACCCAAUUUAAUAAAGUGAGAUGUUUCUAUCCAAUUGUUUUAAGAUGAAAAUUCUGCAUUCUUAAGCUAGUGGUUCAAAAAUCAAGUAAUACCAAGGAAACUAUUUUCCCUAUGAAAAAGGCAAAGAGUUUAUAAGAGCAAGACUUCUUCCUUUUUGUUGGUAAUAACAAAAAUAAACCAAAGUCCUGACAUAUUUGUAGUAUUUUUAUUCCUAAAGGAAAAAACAGGAACUUUCAUUGUACUUUAAAGUUAUUGCCCCAGAUAUUUUACCAGCUCAGCCCUGUGAAAUCAGUUUCAGACACAAGAGACCGCCAAGCUCUCUCUAGGAAAUACUCAAUUAGGGUGGUGCCUCUGAAAUACCCAGGGGUCCUGUAACUGAUGGGCUUUUCCCAGAGGGCUUCUACAGCCUAUAGCCCUGCCUGGACAACACACACCACACUCGGAUUUUUCCUGUUGCCUGCCUAGUGACCCCCUACAGGAAGAUAACGGACAAGCCGGGAGGGGAGGGCGGGGCAGCCAGCUACACAUGUCUGGCUCUCUUAUCAACUUAUCAUAUAAGGAAAGAAAGUGAUUGAUUCGGAUCCUGACACCGCAGAAUCUGGGGGAAGCAAGACAAAGGCGCAUUAAGUCUGAUCUGGAAGGCGAAUGCAGCCUUCACAAGGGAGUAGGAUUAUUCUUCCGACUGCAGUCUGACAGUUUACUGGGGACCAGAGAGGAGAAAGCGGCAUCAGAAACCAAAGUUGCUGCAGGGAAAGAGGGAAGCGGGAACUUUCAUUGAUGGACCCUGAGCCAUGGCAGCAGAGCCCCGUGCCUGAGAGGGCAGCUUAGCACCCGGGAGCCUCCCGUGCCUUGCACUUUGCUAAACGGAGGUUGAUUCCCACAGAGGAAAAGAAUGUGGCAGCUUGUUUUCUUCACUCUGAGCUGUGAUCUCGUCUUGGCUGCAGCCUAUAACAACUUUCGGAAGAGCAUGGACAGCACGGGGAAGAGGCAGUAUCAGGUUCAGCACGGCCCCUGCAGCUACACGUUCCUGCUGCCUGAGACGGACAACUGCCGCUCCCCUUCCAGCUCCUACGUGUCCAACGCGGUGCAGAGGGACGCGCCGCUCGACUAUGACGACUCUGUGCAGAGGCUGCAAGUGCUGGAGAAUAUCAUGGAAAACAAUACCCAGUGGCUAAUGAAGCUUGAGAGCUACAUCCAGGACAACAUGAAGAAAGAAAUGGUGGAGAUACAACAGAAUGCGGUACAGAACCAGACUGCUGUGAUGAUAGAAAUAGGAACCAACCUACUUAACCAAACGGCAGAGCAGACCCGGAAGUUAACUGACGUCGAAGCCCAAGUAUUAAAUCAGACAACAAGACUUGAACUUCAGCUUCUGGAACAUUCUCUUUCUACAAACAAAUUGGAAAAACAGAUUUUGGAUCAGACCAGUGAAAUAAACAAAUUGCAAGAUAAGAACAGUUUCCUGGAAAAGAAAGUUCUAGAUAUGGAAGACAAGCACAUAGUUCAACUUCAGUCAAUAAAAGAAGAGAAAGAUCAGCUCCAGGUGUUAGUAUCCAAGCAAAAUUCCAUCAUUGAAGAACUAGAAAAACAACUGGUGACUGCCACGGUGAAUAACUCAGUUCUCCAAAAGCAGCAACACGAUCUGAUGGAGACGGUUCAUAAUUUAUUGACUAUGAUAUCGACAUCAAACUCUAAGCACUCCCUUGUUGCUAAGGAAGAACAAAUCAUCUUCAGAGACUGCGCAGAAGCAUUCAAAUCAGGACUAACAACCAGCGGCACCUACACGCUGACCUUUCCUAACUCCACUGAGGAGACCAAGGCUUACUGCGACAUGGAAACGGGUGGAGGUGGAUGGACAGUUAUUCAGCGACGUGAAGAUGGAAGUGUUGAUUUUCAGAGGACUUGGAAAGAAUAUAAAAUGGGCUUUGGGAGUCCCUCAGGCGAACACUGGCUGGGAAAUGAGUUUGUGUCACAAGUGACCAAUCAGAAACGCUACGUGCUUAAGAUACACCUGAGAGACUGGGAAGGCAACGAGGCUUACUCACUGUAUGAACACUUCUAUCUCUCCAGUGAAGAAUUCAAUUACAGGAUUCACCUUAAAGGACUUACAGGGACAGCCGGCAAAAUAAGCAGCAUAAGCCAACCAGGAAAUGAUUUUAGCACAAAGGAUGCAGACAACGACAAAUGUAUCUGCAAAUGUUCACAGAUGCUCACAGGAGGCUGGUGGUUUGAUGCCUGCGGUCCUUCCAACCUGAACGGAAUGUACUACCCACAGAGGCAGAACACAAAUAAAUUCAAUGGUAUUAAGUGGUACUACUGGAAAGGGUCGGGCUACUCGCUCAAGGCCACCACCAUGAUGAUCCGGCCAGCAGAUUUCUAAAUGCCUGCCCUCACCAGACAACUGUGUCUUGUUUUAUACGCAAAGACGUAACCCCAAAGCUCUGAAAGACCAGCUGCCUGCUGCCUCCUCGUCCCUCUCAGACAGACAGCACGUUCCCAGUGCCGAAGAGACUCAGGAGCUCCAAAUAAGAGCCCCGUCAACUGCAUCACUUAAACCUGCGUCACUCAAGGAACCGAAGCACAGCCCCUAACAAGCAACAGCCUGGUGGGGUGACCUGGGAGAAAGCCUGUGGGAAGAUAACUUCAGCUUGCAAAUGAGACUGACAAUUUACAGACUCUGUUGUCACAACCAAGAAUGUCAUGGGCGAGUUCAUCAGUAAAUAACUGGAAAACAGAACACUUAGGCCUGGAGUAAAGAUAACCUUGGAACUGCAUUCUUCUGAGCACUGUUUAUAUACUGUGUAAAUAUCCAUAUGUCCUGAAUUCUGCAUCACUAUCAUAAUUAAAAAGAAGAAAAAAUUCUUUAAGCUAUAAAAAAUAUAUUAUAUAUUCAGGGAUUUCUGUGAGAAGUGGUUAUUAAUAGUUUAAUACUUGGAGAAGGAAAAACAGUUAAUGCAUUUUAUUCUUCCUCUUAGGUGCUUUAAAUUUUCAUUUUGAAACAGUAUAUUUACAUACGUGUUGACAGCUUAGUUUUAAGUUAAUGCUCAAAUAUAUAUAUUUCAAGUUUCCAUGGUGAAAACUUGCAGGAUUUCUGAAAUUUUUAAUAGAAACAUAUGUUCUUUUAGUAUAUAUUAAGAUUGUACUAUUUUUCCUGCCUGGCUGUUAAAUAAGAAGGUAUUUUUAGUAAUUAAAUAUAACUUAUUAGGUGAGAUGACUACAUUUAACUUUUAUGAUAAUAUUUACACCAUUGUAAUUUGAUUCUGAAACAUCUAAUUGUGCCCUGUGAAAAGGAAAAUCUUGAUUUUUUAAUGAUGAAGAAAAUUAUACAUUUAAUUUCCUGACAGAGGCGCCAUCUUUUACUCAUUUUUCUAAUACAGGGGUCUUUUUCUUAUCU